Molecule: messenger RNA, 2946 nt
Organism: Oncorhynchus masou masou (cherry salmon)
Lineage: Eukaryota; Metazoa; Chordata; Actinopteri; Salmoniformes; Salmonidae
Gene: cacul1
Product: CDK2 associated cullin domain 1
Exons: 8
Coding region: 123-1145 (340 amino acids)
Biological process (GO): ubiquitin-dependent protein catabolic process; positive regulation of protein kinase activity; G1/S transition of mitotic cell cycle
Molecular function (GO): ubiquitin protein ligase binding; protein kinase binding
Source: RefSeq, a predicted model, not a curated record
ACAGUUUUCCAUGCAGCAGCUAGCGUACAAGGUGUAAAGGGAUGGUGCUCUAAAAACGCAAAUUUUCAAAUCGAACUAGAAAUUCAUGAAGAUUUUCCUCAGACAACUUGCAAGGCUAAAGCAUGGAGGACAUGGAAGACGACUGUUUUGUUCUAAAUGACGACUACAACCAUAACUACUGUGCGAACAGUGCCAGUGGACAAGUCCUCUAUCUCAGGAACGAACUGUCAGAUGUACCCCAGCCCCUAUCUAUCUCGCCGGGUCUAGCCACGCGAGAUGUAGCUGCGCAGGAGAACCACUCAAAGGUUUGUUCCAGUUCCAGCAGCGGUUUAAAGUUCAUGGAUUCAGACUCCAGCAGCGUGAGCAGUGACACCAGCGAGACUGACAGCCCAUCGGCGGCGUCCAUCGCAGGGAAACUGACCCUGAACUCAGCCUCAAAGUUUCUAAUGAAUGCAAUGACCGAAGAGGACUAUAGAACCACAUACUGGCCGAACCUGGAGAAAGCCAUUGACCACCUGCUAAUACAAAACCCCAUGGACCACAUCUCCAUUUCAUAUGAGCAGAUUUACAGCUGUGUGUACAAGUGUGUUUGUCAACAGCACUCUGAGCUACUGUACAAAGACUUGAUGCUGAAGAUUACUACCCAUCUUCAGCAAGUCUCUUCUGAUCUUCAAAUUAGUCCACCACGGAAUUUAAUUGAGAAUUUCAACAUUGCUCUGACUCGGUACACAGAUGCUCUUCAAUGCAUAGUUCCCGUAUUCAUCUACAUGAAUAAGUUCUACAUUGAAACGAAGCUAAACCGAGACCUGCGAGAAGAUCUCAUGAAGCUUUUUACCGAUCAUGUUGCAGAAAAACAUGUCGACACGUUAAUACCUCUUCUCCUCGAAGCCCAUUCCAUGCCUUUUCAAGUCAGACCUUCAACAAUGGCCAGUGUGGUCAAAGGCUUGUAUACUCUUUGGCCCGAUUGGGCACAUUUAGCCCCAGCUGUCUUCUCUGGAUUCAUUCCUCAAAUCAACCCCCCAACAGUGGAAUCCCAGCUCUCUGACUAUGCUGCUUGUGACCAGAAACUACAAAUGGAGCUAUCUCUGAAUGGUUUUCCCAGAGGUGACCAGUCUCGCAAGAGAGCCAGCGAGGAGUCUGCAUAGAAUAAGGAUGAUGCAUACAUUGCUUGCUAUUGACUUUAAAAAAUGUAACAUGAUUCAUAAUCAGACGUAUUGAAAAAAAUAUGUACUCAAAUAUGAGUAACUGGUUGUUGAUUUUUUUAUGCAGAUGCUCUGACCGUCAGCGACCUGGCUCAACCCAAAUUGACUAAACACUGUGAAUGACGAAGAUUCUCUGCUGAGUGAAGUGGGUGAGCGUCAGCCAAGUUUCAUUUUUGACCCACGCGAGUUGUAGUGGACACUGUUUCUUUGCCUCCUCUGAAAAGCACAGUGAAUUCAUGAUGGUGCAUCAUUGUUCUUUCAGUUUUUGAUGAUAAAUUAAUCUUCUUUAUUGUCAAGAAACUACGAGAUUUAAUGGGUUUGUUCUUAUUUUUCCAUUAAAGUGUGCCUUCUGCUCUGCUUUGUUGGGAUAUUCAAGUUGCCUAACAGAUGCCAUUUUAGGCUCCCGAGUGGCACAGUGGUCUAAAGCACUGCAUCUCAGUGCUAGGGGCGUCACUACAGACCUGGUUUGAUUCAGGCCGCGAUUGGGAGUCCCAUAGGUCCCAUAGGGCGGCGCACAAUUGGCCCAGCGUCGUCCGGGUUAGGGCUUGGCCGGGGUAGGCCGUCAUUGUAAAUAAGAAUAUUUUCUUAACUGACUUGCCAAUUUAAAUAAAUACAAUAAAAAAAAACAGGUGGAUGAGCAUGAAUCCCAGUUUGACCGCAUAUUGUAUACUGUGUCAAUCAUGGGUCGUGUUCAUUAGGGCAUGCGGCAACAAAAUAAAAUGGACAGAUAUAUUCUACAAUGGGAAAACAAAAAGGCUUGUUUCUGAUUGGACAAAUCUGGGUAGUCCCUCCCUUUUCCAUUCCCCCCCCCCUUUUUGUUCCUAAUGAACAUGGCUCUGAUCUCUAACCAGGACCACCCGGAUCUCCUGUUGGUCUUAUUGAUCUGAUUGAGUAACUGACAGUCUGCUGCUAUUCCUCAUUUGUUGUGUAGAACACUUGAUUCCUGUCUCUUGUUUAACUAAUAUUGUGUCCCUUUUGUAUCAGUCAGGUCAGUCUUGAUUCUCCCCAGUGAUUUUUAAGCUAAAGCGGCUUGUCUUUGUAAUCUCGGCACACAUUUAAAAUGUCUAUCAUGGCAACUUUAAACCAAUCCACCUCCCAAGUCUUGUUUAUCUGGGAUUUACAGAAUAAAAUCUGGCCGGCAUAACAUAGUAUUUCUUUCUCAAUGGGUACAAAAAGCAGCAAAGCAUGUUCCGUUACAUUUUGAGUAAAGUUUAGGUUAUAACUGUGAAAAGAUUGUGUAGAUCAUUUUUAAAGGAUUACAUUUCGCUUUUAUUGAGUUGUUGUCUAACCAAAUCAUAUUUGCCAAGCACGCUAAAGAUGAUUCACAAUGUUUUUAUUCCCUGUUAUUAAAAGUUGCAUUGUGACUCCAAAAAUGAUGGCGUCAGUCUCCCCAUGUGGCUGCGUUAGCCUGCACAUCAUAUCAAGUCACUGAGCCAAUUGAUUACAAUCAAAUUUUGAAAAUGUUGUGAAUUUGGUUACAGUGAUGAUGUCAAAUGAUGUACAGUAGGUGGAUGUCGAAUGAUCCCGCUGUUCUUUCAAGUUGCUCAGAUGAUGAUCAAUUUGACCUUCCUUUGUUAAAUGUUUAUGUUGAGUGAAAGUAUUUGAUACAGCUCUUUGCACUGUUUUAAGUGUAAUGUGAUGCUUGAGCUUGGUUGUGAUUGUUUUCCUGUGAGGAUGUUGGAGAUGACUCACUCAUUGUCUUAUGUACAGUUUUACUUUCAAUAAACAAAUCUUGAAAAUGAUG